AUCAAAACCAUCAUAAAUUUAGACAUAUCUCAUCUCCCUCAGCUUCUCCAAACACACUUCUUACAAAACCUAAUCACACUUCCAUUUCUUACAUUUCCAUAUUUAAAUGGACAAAUCCCUCUUCUCCCUAACCAUUCUUUUUCUCACUUCAUUAACUCACUCGCAAUCCCGAAAACCCGACGUCGAAUUCGCCCGAACCCUCGAUCUCUUCGUCGCCGACUACACAUUUAGUUCUUACAACAACACUAGCUUCAAAACGGGCGAGCUCCAACGGAUCGAUUUGCCGGGAAAUCUCUCGACCGUACACGUCGACGCGAUGAGACUACGGUGCCGUAACCUUAAAAGAAGCGGCGUCCGUAUCAAAGAAUUCUAUUUAAAUAGCGGCGUAACGGUCUCCCCUUGUAAGAAAAGAGCCAUUCUUGUUAGGCAAGAUCUCGGAGCCAAGUGGUCGCCUAUGUACUUCGACAGUUACCGAUUUUCCGGAUACCAACUCGUGUCUCGAGUGUUGGGUAUUUUUGCGUACGAUGCUAUCGAUGAAAAAAAUCGUACUGUUCCAUCCCGACUCGAUAUUCGGGCCGGGAUUAGACCAAUCAAGAUCGACUUUAGAGAUGCGAUUCUACUUAAUAGUUCAUCAGGGAUCAUUCCUUUAUGUGUGCUGUUCCAAGAAGAUGGGAGAGUGAGUUUCUCCAACCAAUCAGGACCUAACACGUGUACCGCAACGAGCCACGGCCACUUCGGCUUGGCGGCGGCAGCGGAGGCGCCGUUUAGAGGGAAAGCGAGAAAUUGGCAAAUAGUGACGGCGAGCACGGUGGGGGGCGCAUUGGGGGCUUCUCUUCUUAGUUUGCUUGUAAUAGCGAUGUUCGUGAAGGCGAAGAAGAAGGCGAGAAUCGACGAGCUCGAGCGAAGGGCUUACGAAGAGGAGGCAUUACAGGUGUCAAUGGUUGGCCAUGUGAGGGCCGUUGUGGCUUCGGCGACGAGGACGAAGCCGAGAAUGGAGAUUGAUCAUGAUUGUCGAAAGUGAUCGAUCGAUCGAUCGUUGGAUUCUGAAUUCUCACUUCGUGGUUUGAUUAUGUGUAAGAUUUUUGUUGGCCUGUUAUUAUUGUAGUGUCGUAAGAAAAUGAUUGAUUUGGACAAACAAUUGGCUAACUGUGACACACUGGCUCGUAAUCCACGUAAAGUCGGGUGUGUCCGGAUUGCAAACUGACCUCUGAGCAAGCACGUUUAAUUUUUGAGUUUUUUCAGUAGGGUUGACGAAAAUGAAU
Messenger RNA from Andrographis paniculata, 1262 nucleotides. RefSeq lists its product as uncharacterized. Gene Ontology annotation, cellular component: membrane. The record is from RefSeq and is a predicted model, not a curated record. The coding region runs from base 107 to 1021 and encodes 304 amino acids. The transcript is spliced from 2 exons. NCBI's taxonomy places the organism in Eukaryota, Viridiplantae, Streptophyta, Magnoliopsida, Lamiales, Acanthaceae.